Molecule: messenger RNA, 2474 nt
Organism: Drosophila persimilis
Lineage: Eukaryota; Metazoa; Arthropoda; Insecta; Diptera; Drosophilidae
Gene: bbx
Exons: 3
Coding region: 15-2018 (667 amino acids)
Biological process (GO): regulation of transcription by RNA polymerase II
Cellular component (GO): nucleus
Molecular function (GO): RNA polymerase II transcription regulatory region sequence-specific DNA binding; DNA-binding transcription factor activity, RNA polymerase II-specific
Source: RefSeq, a predicted model, not a curated record
UAAAUUUGCUGCCAAUGCCCAUACGGCGCACAUCUUUGUUGCACCAAGCAAUUUCGAGUACCUCAGCAAUCACCAAAGAGAAGGAGCGUCCGCAGCAGAAAACAGCCAAGCCACCAGCCUUGGCUUUGCCUUUGUUGUCCCUGACGCCACAGAAACAACAACCAGAGCCGCAUCAGGGACAUCAGCCACAGCGCACCGAAGACCAGGAGCACGCUUUUCGACUCGUCGAGGAUGUGCACAACUAUGCCAAGCUGCAGGACUACAGUGAAGACGAUGGGGAAGACCUUCUCGACGACGACGAGGACAAUGACGACGACGACGACGACGAAGAGGAGCAACAGAUGACAGUGCCGAUGAGAGUGCAGCAGGAGGUAACGCGCAUACAACUGGAGGACACCGAAGAGCAUGUGGACGUGGUGACAGUGCCGCAGCAGGAACUGGUCCAGCAAAAACUGCAGUUAGAGCCUACAGCAGUUGGAUCACCCAACAAUGAGACGGGGGACAGAAGGCCAGAGCAUCAUGCCCGGCGACCGAUGAAUGCAUUUCUCAUCUUCUGCAAACGGCAUCGGGCCAUUGUCAAGGAGCGUUACAAGUCCCUGGAGAAUCGAGCCAUUACCAAAAUACUCGGCGACUGGUGGGCAGCACUCGAUGAACAGGAGAAACAUUGCUUUACUGAUUUGGCACAGCAGAACAAAGAUGCGUUUUUCAAUGCCAAUCCAAAUUUUAAGUGGUAUAAAUUGCCAGCUCCCCCCUUGCGCACACUGGCAACACGACCCGGCAAUGCAGCGACCCCUGCAAUCGGCGGCCACCUGACCGACGAGAACCCACAAAACACUCAGCAGCAAGUCCAGCUGCAGUGGGAGCGCAACGAGCUGCAUGCGGCACCGAUGACCGCUUCUCUCUCCGCCGCCAAGUUACUGCGAGGAAACUUUUUCAAGCUGGCCGACGAAACCCAGAUGGGGGAACUGAGCGCUCUGCUGCAAGCACAAGUGCAGGAGAAGGCGUGUGAGCUGCAGCAGGUCCUGAGCGAAACCAGUCAGUUCCUGAGCACCCAUAUGCCUGGUGGCACCAAACGGCCGAUUUCUCAGGACAGCAACUCGAGCAACUCUAGCGAGGAGGAUGUGGGUGGCCUGGGAUCAUCCCCCUGCAAGAAGGCGAAGUCUUCCCGCUCCUGCAAGGGCAAAAUCUACCAGGAGCUAGUAAACUCCGGCCAACUGGCAGCUGUGGCCAAGAAGAGUAAAAGCCGCCUGAAUAGCGGCGGACAAGGAGCCGGUUUCUUUGGAGACGCUGCCGUAGAUGCCGCCAGUCCCCACUCGCAAGCAGUGCGCCAGCAGAUGGACAGCCUGGAGGUAGCCACCAGCACGUCUUGCAAACACCCAAGAAGCGUCUCCGAGUCGAGCAGCAGUGGCGGCGGUGGCUUCGACCUGGAGGAGAAGAUCAAAGAACUGACUGCGCUCAGUCUGGACGCCUACUUGCAGCGCAAGCGCAGCACCAAGAAAAAGAAGAAAUUCACAGCUGGCAAGAAGCAGCGCAAUUCGAACAGCACCAGUGCUGGGGGAGCAGCAUGCGGAGGAGGACCAGCAACAGGUGCAGCUGGCGCAGGGAAAGCAGCGGCAAAUGAGCUUGUCAGGAAGGAGGCCCAGCGGCAGGCAGCCGUUGUGGGCAGUCAGAAGCGCAAGGCUCGCAAGGAGAGCAUCACACGUCGCGACGUAAGCGCCAUUGAGCAGGAGGUGGCGUCUAUUCUACCAUUGACCAUCAACGGGUGCUACUACUUCGACCAGACCGCCUCCCCGGAUGUAGAAGCAAAGGCAGCAAACAACUCGUCCCUGACCCUGUCCACUACCUCCACUUCACUUUCCUCCUCGUCCUCUGCGUCGCCGCCACUCUCCUCGGCCUCCUCGUCGUCGUCUUCAUCGUCGUCGUCCUCGCAGGCAGCUUUCGAUGUGACCUCUACAUCUGAUCUACUCAUUCUGGCCGAAGUAGCCGCCAACCGCACUGAGCUGACCAAGUCCAACUAACAGGGGACUCGGAUGAUGCCGCCUCCGAGCACUAUGCAUCAUGCCACUCCAGCAGAACGAGCACCAGCCCCAGAACCAGAACCAGCACCAGCACCAACACCAGCUGGACGGAGGAAGCAAGGCUAUAUAGCACCUGAACCUGCCCACCUAUCCCGCGCAUUGUUUUUAACCCUUUCCUCCCGCCAGUCAUGAAUAUUAUUGUUUUCCCCCCUCUCUUUCAUGCAUAUGCAUGCGCAUUCGUUUUGCAUAAUGCAAAUCGUUUUAGUAGUGGUGUGGUGGUGGUGGUGCGACAGAGACGAACGCCUCGGCAUGAUGAAGAAACAGACAUUCGCUGAUCUACAAUUUAGUCAAUAAUAUUAUGUAAAAAGAGAGAGCGCAGGCAGAUGUAUGCGUGACAGAAAAAUUGAUAUAUAUAUAUUUUUUUUUUUGUUGUGAUAGGCAACUCAAAUCGUUCAU